AUGUCUUUUUUGCAACAGCUUCAAGAAGCUGGUGAAAGAUUCAAAUGUCUCAAUGGUGUUUUAUGGGUUGUUUUUGGGCUUGGUGUCUUGAAAUGUACAACCUUAUCGUUAAGAUUUUUAGCUCUUAUUUUCGACCUUUUCGUCCUACCAGCAGUCAGUUUUGACAAAUACGGUGCUAAAACCGGUAAAUACUGUGUUGUUACUGGCGCUAGUGAUGGUAUCGGUAAAGAAUUUGCUAGGCAAAUGGCCAAACGCGGGUUCAAUUUGGUAUUGAUCUCAAGAACGCAAUCGAAAUUGGAGGCUUUACAAAAAGAAUUGGAAGACAAAUAUCAAGUUGUAGUGAAGAUUCUGGCCAUUGAUAUUGCAGAAGAUAGUGUAUCUAACUACGAAUCCAUCAAGGAGUUGUGCGCUCGCUUGCCAAUUACUGUUUUAGUUAACAACGUGGGCCAAUCGCACUCCGUUCCUGUUCCAUUUUUGGAAACAGAUGAAAAGGAACUCAGAGACAUUAUUACCAUCAACAACACCGCUACAUUAUUGAUCACACAAAUCAUUGUGCCAAGAAUUCUAGAAACUGUGAAAGCUGAAGGUAAAAAGUCAGGCAAUCGCGGUUUAAUCUUAACCAUGGGUUCGUUCGGUGGUUUAAUUCCAACCCCGCUUUUAGCUACAUACAGUGGCUCCAAGUCAUUCUUGCAGAGCUGGUCUAACUCUUUGGCCGGUGAGCUAUCCAAUGAUGGGAUAGAUGUUCAACUGAUCAUUUCAUAUUUGGUUACUAGCUCCAUGUCUAAAAUUAGAAGAUCUUCCUUAAUGAUUCCAAACCCACAACAAUUUGUCAAAUCUACUUUGAAAAGUGUUGGAAGGCGCUGCGGUUCGCAGGACAGAUACGCUACCAUGACACCAUACUGGGCUCACGCAGUAUACCAAUUUGUAGUUACAGAACUGUUUGGCGUUUACUCGAAGAUUGUUAAUACCAUUAAUUAUUCGUUUCAUAAAUCCAUUAGGAUCAGAGCCUUGAAAAAGGCGGCUAGACAAGCUAAGAAAGAAUAA
This is a messenger RNA of Saccharomyces kudriavzevii IFO 1802, 1044 nucleotides long. RefSeq names its product ketoreductase (gene IFA38). NCBI's taxonomy places the organism in Eukaryota, Fungi, Ascomycota, Saccharomycetes, Saccharomycetales, Saccharomycetaceae. Gene Ontology annotation, molecular function: ketoreductase activity. The record is from RefSeq and is a predicted model, not a curated record. The transcript has a single exon. Gene Ontology annotation, cellular component: endoplasmic reticulum. Bases 1 to 1044 code for a protein of 347 amino acids. Gene Ontology annotation, biological process: fatty acid elongation.